AUGCAACAUGCAACCUCCCCUGGCACAUUGCCAGAGAAGAUAUAAUUAUACCCUCACGCUGCUCUGUUAGCAGGGCGUCAUUUUGACUAGCCGUUCGUUCAAGCUCCGGUGUCGUUAUGAAGGUCGCUGGCCUGCUAGGCGUGGUAGCGCUGCUCACUCAAUGUAUUUUUGUGGCAGCACAAGCACCACCCCCAGAGUGCGGUACAAAAUGCUUGAUUGGAGCUCUUCAGUCGUCUACCUGCGCUCCCAACGACGUACCAUGUAUCUGCGCAGAUGCUACCUUACAAGCAACAGCUGGCGCCUGUGUACUGCAAACAUGUAGCGUUGUUGAUGCUCUAGCGUCGAGAAAUGCCUCCGCGACAAUGUGCAACGAGCCUGUUCGCGAUGUUCGCAAGAUACCUGUCAUCAUGACUGCUGUAUGCGGCAGCUUUGCUGUACUGUUCAUAGGCGUGAGAGCGUUGGUGACUGAUCAGACGAACGCGGUCGAGAUGCUGUGUGUGCUUUUGGGAUUUCUCGCAGCCGUACCACUCGUUGUCAUGGUAGCCUUCUACUACAUCUAUGGUCUGGGCAAAGACAUAUGGACACUCUCGCCACACUCUAUCACAAUGGUCAUCAAGGCAAUCUGGGUUGGCGAAUUCUCUUACGUCACGACGCUCUGCUUCACACGCAUGUCCUUCCUCUUCUUCUACCUACGCAUCUUCCCACGCACCACUCUCCGGCGCCUCACUAUCAUCCUCAUAGUCGUUAAUACCCUACACGGGCUCUCGUUUGCCCUCGCAGUUAUUUUCAACUGCAGGCCUAUUUCGUUCACGUGGACGAAGUGGCGACAGGAUGGGGAAGUGGGUUCAUGCACGAAUAUCAACGCCGUUGCCUGGAGUCAUGCCGCAACGACAAUUGCGAUGGAUCUCUGUGUCAUUGCAUUACCGAUGCCCGAAUUAUGGGGUUUGAGGGUUGGCAGGAAGAAGAAGAUUAGUAUAAUGCUGCUCUUUGGAGUUGCGUUCUUUAUCACAAUUGUCUCCGUCUUGCGCCUCCAAGCUCUCGUCAGCUACUCCACAUCCACAAACCCGACCUACGAUAACACCGCCACAGUCUACUGGUCCGUCCUCGAAACCUACGUCUGUAUAAUAUGCUCGUGCCUACCCUCCUUCCGCGCCUGGCUCAAACGCGUCGCUCCCGGUCUCGUGGAAAGUCGCCCCGCAAACAGCAGCUACGGCGCCAGCGGUGGCAAAAAGCGCUUUCCGAAUAACUACCACCGACGCGACUACUCGCAGAGGGUCAGCUCGCGUGAGAACAGCAGCUGCGAUAAGGGAAUCUUGAAGACGGUGACAAAUAUAGUGACACGCGAUGCGGAGAGUGAGAUUGAGCUCGUCGAUGUCGAGGAGCAGGGUUCCAGGAGCAAGGCCUUUGAUGACAGGACGGUAUGACGAUCAGUUGAGACGAGGAUGCGGCGCAGCUUUGCUCUGUGCGCCUGUACAUGCUACCAUAUGAAGACAUACGAAAAGGGAGGCUAUUUUGCAUUACGACUUUAAUCCAGUGCUAAAUCUGAGCGCUGAGCUUGGGAAAAAAGCGGGAUGACCCGCGGCGCCGGAUAUGGAGUUUACUCAGGGAAGGAAGGCACUCAUUCCAAUGUUACGCCGCCGAGGAAUUCUACGAUAUG
Molecule: messenger RNA, 1657 nt
Organism: Pseudovirgaria hyperparasitica
Lineage: Eukaryota; Fungi; Ascomycota; Dothideomycetes; Acrospermales; Acrospermaceae
Exons: 6
Coding region: 117-1424 (435 amino acids)
Source: RefSeq, a predicted model, not a curated record